AUGACCCAUAACCGUUCCAAGUCCUCCAAACAGAUGAAACAGAGCCGCGGUGAAUAUCCCUGCAUGCACUGCGGUGACAAAACCAUCUCCAGCAGCAAGCGCAGGCUUGUUGAGCCCCGGAACCCUGCGGCAGGCUAUUACUGCCAGCCAUGCACGCGGUCCUUGCUCGAAACUGACGCCUUACCAAGUACAGUCAAGAUUGCAGCGCUCAGAAAGCUCAGAGAAACCCGCAUGCAAAGCAAUCCUCGAGUCUUGAAGAGCCCUUGUGUCCACUGCGGUGAGAUCACUGUCCCUAGCAGCAAGCGCCGACUCGUGGAGUCAAAGAACCCUCAGUCCGGAUAUUACUGCCGCGCCUGUGCGGACUGUUUAAUCGAAACCAAUUCACUACCCAGCGACAUACGCCUUGCAGUUCGCAGAGCGCGAGAGCAGGUCAGGCUGAAAAACUUGCGGGCCAGCCUACCUCAAGAGUCGCAAUCGCCGGUCUCUCAGAAGGAAGAAGCCACACCAAUCGAUACGCCCACGGACAAGACCGCAAAGGCUUGUGCGCACUCCACAAGCGAGAAAAUCACGCCGGGCCCCUGA
Molecule: messenger RNA, 582 nt
Organism: Penicillium coprophilum
Lineage: Eukaryota; Fungi; Ascomycota; Eurotiomycetes; Eurotiales; Aspergillaceae
Exons: 1
Coding region: 1-582 (193 amino acids)
Source: RefSeq, a predicted model, not a curated record